This is a messenger RNA of Cladocopium goreaui, 396 nucleotides long. NCBI's taxonomy places the organism in Eukaryota, Dinophyceae, Suessiales, Symbiodiniaceae. The record is from the annotation of a GenBank genome assembly.
AUGAAGCUCUUGAACAUUGUCAUCGUGUUGGCUCUCGCAUGUGUUCCAGUGCAGAGCGAUGAAGUGAAGAACCUCCGGGGAGAGGUAGCGCCGACUGAGUCUGGUUCAGCUGAUGUGCCAGCAAAGGAGUCUGAUCUCGACAAGGACACAGAAUCAGAGGGACCAAGUGAUGCCGUUGGGGUUCCAGAAAAAGAGCUGGAUGCCACAGUCGAGCAGGGUGACUCAGGUGACUCCACUGAAGGGGCUGUUGCCGAGCCUGACGCUGCCGAAGCAGAGGCUACUGAAGGCGAGGAGGAUCUGAUGGUCCGAACAUGCCGCCGUUGGGUGACUUGCCACGAUGGCUGGUACGGAGGCAUUCGCUGCUCUGGCGGCCGAUACUGCACCCUCUGGCGUUGA